Messenger RNA from Fomitopsis serialis, 3297 nucleotides. RefSeq names its product chitin synthase-domain-containing protein. Gene Ontology annotation, cellular component: cell periphery; cell septum. NCBI's taxonomy places the organism in Eukaryota, Fungi, Basidiomycota, Agaricomycetes, Polyporales, Fomitopsidaceae. The record is from RefSeq and is a predicted model, not a curated record. The transcript is spliced from 18 exons. Bases 1 to 3297 code for a protein of 1098 amino acids. Gene Ontology annotation, molecular function: chitin synthase activity.
AUGAAUCGCAAAGCAGCACCCUCAUACGUUCCACUCGAUGACGACGACGACGAUUAUUCACAGCGGCAUCAGCAGUAUGAGCUACCUUCCAACGUCUCGAGCGAUACUCAACGGUAUACCUUCAAUGAUACUGGAAUAGCCGCUUCUCCGGCCGAAUAUCCCUUGGAAUACGCCCAGAACUACCAGCCCACGGCCAUUGCACCGGCCUUGCGCUAUUCUAGGAGUUCACCAUCACGCCGACCAUCACUUCCACCCGUUCCAGAGGCAACUGAGGAGAAUAGCAGCGGAGGCGACAGAGCAUCUACUAGGGGCAGCGUGUCUUCAGGAUCCACGUACGUUGGGCCCCUGGACGGCGAGCUAAAGGAGAAAGACUAUAUCCAUAUCGUCCCCGGGACGGGAAGUGACUAUGGUGCGCUCCCAACCAUCAAGUCCGGCGAGCCUCUUGAGUGGGACAACGCACAGUUCUCCGGAGAGCGCGACCCCUUCUCCGACUACUCAAACUAUAGAGCCAUCGCUCCUCAGCACACAUCACACACAGCCUACUACUCAGCAGACGGGGACCCUAUACAAGACUACGUUCAGGAAUCAACUCAGUGGCAGCCCCCCUCCCGGCCCGCGUCAGCUUAUAGCUCUGCUGCCACAUCCGUCCAUGCUGCGCACCCCGACUAUCCAUUUCAGCAGCAGUCCGACCUGGAGACAAGCUACACAGGAUCUCAGAGCGCACUCGACCAUUUUCGGCAUGAUGCUGAGGCUUAUGCCUCAGGAACGCACUCGCGUGCGUCCUAUCGUCCGCCGCGUUCUCGGUCUCCCACACCCGCAGUGGACGACGAAGACUACCACAUCGUCGGCAAUGAUAGUGUGCACUACACCGGCUACUCGCCACAGCGACACACGCGCUCGCAGACGUACGACGAGGAGCAAGACGUAGGCCAUCAGCGCGCAUACCAAUAUGAGGGCGGCACAUUCUAUGACGAGAAACCAUGGCGUGCCACCAUUGCUCCUCCAGCUGACCCGGAGAAAACAUCGUUGUCGACGACAGGGACGCCCUACACCGAACCCGAGACCCCUACCGACACACGUCACUUCGGGCCUGUGCCCGCAGGGCGCAUGGUGCGUCGUCGAAAGACGAAGAAACGGGUGCAACUCACGAACGGAAAUCUGGUGAUGCAAUUGGAUGUCCCACCGAAACUCAUCAUGCCAUGGAAGGUCGAGCCGGAGAUGAAGCAGGCGCGCUAUACAGCGGUGACGUGCGACCCUGACAACUUCGAGAAGAACGGUUAUUUCUUGAGACAGAACGAACUGGGUAGGACGACCGAGUUGUUUAUCGUCAUUACGAUGUAUAACGAAGACGAGGUUCUCUUUUGCAGGACUUUGUAUGGCGUGAUGCAAAACAUCUCGCAUCUCUGUUCCAGGAAGAACUCCCGCACAUGGGGCCCCGACGCCUGGAAGAAGGUCGUUGUCUGCAUUGUCGCCGACGGAAGGUCCAAGGUGCACCCUCGAGUUCUAGACUGCUUGACGCUACUCGGCGUGUAUCAGCCGGGUGCCUACAUGCAGAAAGAAGUCAAUCACGUACCGACGACGGCGCACUUGUUCGAAUACACAACUUCCUUCGGGCUCGACGCGGAUCUUCACUUCAAGUACCCUGACAAGGGUGUGGUGCCCACGCAAAUUAUUUUCUGCAUGAAGGCCAAGAACCAGAAGAAAAUAAACAGUCACCGGUGGUUUUUCAAUGCGUUUGGGUCCUUACUGCAGCCCAAUGUUUGUGUACUCUUAGACGUCGGGACGCGACCGGGACCAAAGAGCAUAUACCACCUAUGGAAAGCAUUCGACUUGAACUCCAAUGUUGCUGGAGCAUGUGGCGAGAUCGCUGCCUACAAGGGAAAGCGCUGGUCAGCAUUGAUCAACCCUCUAGUCGCGGCACAGAACUUCGAGUACAAGAUCGCCAACAUUUUGGAUAAACCGACUGAGUCUCUGUUCGGCUACAUUAGCGUACUGCCUGGCGCAUUUUCUGCUUACCGUUACAUCGCAUUGCAGAACGACAGGUCUGGUCGGGGACCACUUGCGUCGUAUUUCAAGGGAGAAGUUCUCCAUGGGCGAGACACCGACAUUUUCACGUCAAACAUGUACCUCGCUGAAGAUCGUAUUCUAUGCUUCGAGCUCGUUGCAAAGGCAAAUUCGAGCUGGAUCCUCAAAUACGUCAAAAGCGCUAUCGCAGAGACUGAUGUGCCGGAUGCACUUCCAGAGUUCAUCAGCCAGCGACGCAGAUGGCUCAAUGGCUCGUUCUUCGCAGCGACGUACGCUAUCGCGCAUCUUGGCCAGAUCUUGCGUUCGGGCCACAGUGUUUGGAGGAAGGUCGUUCUGGUUAUGGAGACGAUAUAUAACGUCAUCAACCUCAUUGCCGCUUGGUUCGCGAUUGGCAACUUCUAUUUGUUCUUCAUUAUUUUGACUUCGUCACUUGAAGCCCCGGCAUUCGGUAUGGAAGGCAUCAAGUACUGGAACGCGGUCGUUCAGUUCGUGAUGGGUGCGAUUGUCGUGGCCGCGUUCCUGUUCUCUAUGGGCAACAAGCCGAAAGCGUCCAAAUGGAAGUACCAAACGACGGCCAUCUUGCUGGCAUUGAUGAUGGUCUACUUGCUGUUCUGUGCCAUCACGUGUGCUGUUAAGGCUGCAAACGGUGGUGGCGUUGCCUACCAGACGAUGAUAUUCAGUGUUAUUAUCACCUACGGAGUGUAUUUUCUGUCGAGCUUGUUCGCGAUGGACCCGUGGCACCUCUUCACGAGUUUCAUCCCCUACUUGCUGCUGUCUCCUACGUACAUCAACCUGCUCAACAUCUAUGCGUUCUCCAACCUAGAUGACAUCUCCUGGGGCACCAAGCAAGACGCAGAAGUAGAGUCCGACCUCGGCGCGGUCAUCCAGAACAGCAACUCGCAGGUGGACAUUGAGGUUGUCGACGCUGCGGCGGUGGACGACAUCUACAAGGAGGCGCUGGAGAACAUCAAGUACAAACGGCCGAGCACGAAGCCGAACGCGGGGAGCAGCCUCGCGGAGCAGGAGCAGACCGCGAAGGACUACUAUGCGAACGUCAGGACAAAUGUGCUCCUGACUUGGGUGCUGUCGAAUGCCGUCUUGUUGUUGGCCAUCCUUGGGGGUGGCGACCCAGUCAACACGUUCACGGGCGACAACUCCCUCACCCGGACGAAGGCCUACAUGACCUUCAUCCUCGCAUUCGUCGCUAUAACCACCAUCGUCCGAUUCGCGGGGUCGACGAUGUACCUCAUCGCGCGGGUCUUCACGGGCUGA